AGACGCUGCGCGCGCCUCUUCUCUUCCGUCCUCGUUCUCUUUUCGGUUGUCCCGGAUCAGUUAGUCUUCUUUCAACCGGGGUUCAUAUAUCCACAGACCUCCCCACCUUUGUUCGUUGGCAAAAAAUGCAUAGCAGCAUGAGAUUCUCAGCAGAUGGAGAAAGUGCCGUGACUUCUCGACUUGGCCUUCUGUACAAUCACCCGAGCGACGUUUAGUUUCUCUUCGACCCUCGUUCUUUGAACACUCAGUACGUGAUCGACGCAUAGAUAAAAGUAAAUAGGACAUACGGGAAGAAACGCAGUAGCAGAGCAUUCCUAUAAAUAAAGGAUAAUUAUAGGAAUACAAAGUAACGAGACAAAAUGCUACUCUCAAUAGCAUUUUGGUUAUUAGUUAGUUUAAUUGGUUUUUGGAUUCUACUUGGACCAACUACGAAAGUUUUGCGUGCUCUAUGGGAAAUUAUUAUACAGAUAUACGAUAGAAAAACAAUCGAUUUACGAACAAAAUUUGGCGAAUGGGCUGUUGUCACUGGCUCAACUGAUGGUAUUGGCAAAGCUUAUGCUAAAGAGUUAGCAAUAAGAAACAUGAAUUUGAUUCUAAUUAGCAGGAAUUUAGAAAAACUAGAAUCAACGAAACAAGAAAUACUAUUAAUAAAUCCAAAAAUCGAAAUUAAAAUUAUAACAGCGGACUUCACUGAAGGAGAAAAUGCUUUUAUCAAGAUUCGUUCUCAUUUGCAAGACAUAUCUGUUGGUAUACUAGUUAAUAAUGUGGGUAAGCAAUAUGAAUACCCCAUGUACGUUGGAGAGGUGCCUGAAACGGAACUGUGGGAUAUUAUCAAUGUGAACGUGGGUGCGACUACGUUAAUGACACGACUGGUUAUCGGAGACAUGCAGAAACAUAGACGAGGAGCGAUUGUUAAUGUCUCUUCCGGAUCAGAAUUUCAACCGUUGCCGUUAAUGACGGUAUACGCAGCCACAAAAGCAUACGUAAAGAGCUUUUCUGAGGCACUUAGAGCGGAAUACUCUAGAUACGGCAUAACCGUUCAGCAUCUGUCUCCUCUUUACGUCAAUACUAAAAUGAACGCAUUUAGUCAUAGGCUUCAGGUUUCAAGUAUAUUUGUGCCUGAUGCCGCAACUUAUUCAAGAAAUGCCAUUGCCAUUCUUGGUAAAAUGGAUAAUAGUACAGGAUACUGGGCACAUAGCAUUCAGAAAUUACUCGCUUUAACAUCGCCUGUAUGGUUCAGGACAAAAAUUGGACAAAUGAUCAAUGAGAAUUUAAGACAAGACUAUUUCCAACAAAAAGGACAAGGAAAAAAAUUGCAAUAAUAUUAUUACAUGUUAA
Molecule: messenger RNA, 1338 nt
Organism: Camponotus floridanus (Florida carpenter ant)
Lineage: Eukaryota; Metazoa; Arthropoda; Insecta; Hymenoptera; Formicidae
Product: inactive hydroxysteroid dehydrogenase-like protein 1
Exons: 6
Coding region: 360-1322 (320 amino acids)
Cellular component (GO): endoplasmic reticulum
Molecular function (GO): oxidoreductase activity
Source: RefSeq, a predicted model, not a curated record